Messenger RNA from Panicum virgatum (switchgrass), 3714 nucleotides. RefSeq names its product disease resistance protein Pik-2-like. The record is from RefSeq and is a predicted model, not a curated record. Gene Ontology annotation, biological process: defense response to other organism. The coding region runs from base 650 to 3529 and encodes 959 amino acids. Gene Ontology annotation, molecular function: ADP binding. NCBI's taxonomy places the organism in Eukaryota, Viridiplantae, Streptophyta, Magnoliopsida, Poales, Poaceae. The transcript has 3 exons.
CCUAGCAAAUUAUAGCAGCUUGGCAGCUUUCUUAUUUCAGAAGCAGGGAGGCCUGUGGAUGGGACGAUGGAUCCGGGAGAAAACCGCGAAAUCCAAAAAGCCCCGGGAUCUUUGAUAAAGGCAUCAGGCUAUCUGCUUGCUGUUGCCUGAUUCCUCAUGUCGAAUUUCCUCUAGCGUGCGGUGUGUGUUAGCAUGCACCACCAUUAGUUGAAAACUUGGAAUAUAUGCUUUGCUUCAUCCUAAAAAAAGAAGAGAAUACAAACUCCUUGAUCAUGCGUCCCCUUGCACCAUAACAGCAUACGGCAAAGGCUUUGCCCGUGCCCGAAAAAGGACCCACAGCCAAUGAGUCUUUGCUAGCUUCUGUUUGCCGUGUGUUGCACACGGCAAAACUUUCGCCUUGUGUAAUGUGGGCUUUGUCUUUGCCCCUGGCACACGGCAAACUACUGCAAUCCAGUAGUGUAGCUUUGUGUGUUAGCACCACCAUCAGUUGCAAACUUGGAAUAUAUGCUUUGCUUCACCCUAGAAAAAGAGAAAGAGAAUACAUACUCCUUGUCUCCUUGAUCAUGCGUCCCCUUGCACCGUAACAUCAGAAAGAAGAAGAGAGGUUGGUCGUGAGGAGAACCGUACCAGCGCGUGCAAGAGAGAAUCCAUGGAGGGCGCGGCGCAGAACCUGGUGAGCAAACUUGGGCUCCUGGUCGGCGAGGAGUUCCAGAAGCUCCGCGGCGUGGGCGGCGAGGUUGCCCGGCUGAGGGACGAGCUGGCCACCAUGAACGCCCUCCUCCGGAUGCAGUCCGAGGCGGAGCAGGGCGCCGUGGACCACUUCCUCCGGGAGUGGAUGAAGCAGCUUCGGGAGCUCGCCUACGACGCCGAGGACUGCAUCGACCUCUACUUGUUCCGCAUCAGGUGCCGUCCCGGCGACGGGGUCCUCGUCUGGUCCAAGCGCCUGCUCGCGACGCUCUUGCCUCGUCAUCGCCUCGCCGGCGAUAUCAGGGCCCUCCGCGCCCGUGCCGCCGCCAUCAACGAGCAGCAUGCUCGCUACGGCGUCAGCCUCGAGCCGCUGAGGCGCCCUCAUCUAGCCCAGUUGCCGGUGGUGGCGGCGGCGGCGCAUGGGCUCCGCCCUGCUAAUGACCCCAACAAUCAGCUCGUCGGCAUAAGUGGCCAGGUCGACACCCUGGCAGGGAUGGUGAAGGCGGUGCGUGGAGUGCCGGACAUGAGACUAAAGGUGUUCGCCAUUGUGGGGUUCGGAGGGCUCGGAAAGACGACGCUGGCCAUGGAGGUGUGCCGGCAGCUGGAGGCGGAGUUCCAGCACCAAGCGCAAGUGUCCGUGUCCCAAGCGUUCGAUGGCACCAAGGACCUCAAGGGACUUCUUAGGCGAGUGCUGCAGCAGAUCGUGAACCCGACAGUACAUGGUGGCCAAGGCCUCAGGGAAGAGAACAGCUUAGGGAACAUCGACAGCAUGGACGAGGACGCGCUGGCAAGCAAGCUUGAAGGGGCUCUCACGAAUAAGAGGUACCUCAUUGUGAUCGAUGAUGUUUGGACCACAGUAGCCUGGGAUGCAAUCCAAUCCAAGUUAUUGUUACCAGAUAACAAAUGCGGCAGUAGAAUCAUUGUGACCACUCGGAUAGAUACUGUCGCCAGAUUAUGCAGUUAUACUAGCGAUUGCAUCUGUCAUAUCAAGGCCCUCAGUCCUGAAGACUCAAAGAAGCUAUUUCUCAGCAGAGCAUUUGGCUCCACAAAUGGCUCUUGCCCUAGGGAGCUUGAAGAUGCUAUGGAGAAAGUUCUUAGAAAAUGUGGUGGGCUGCCUUUGGCCAUUGUAAGCAUUGCCAGCCUUUUGGCAAGCUACAAAUCUCCUGAAAGCAAACAUAUGUGGGAAACGGUUUUUAAAUCAAUUGGUUCGCAGAUGGAGAGCCAUCCUACCCUCGAGGGGAUGAGACAGAUAGUUACACUUAGCUACGACCACCUGCCUCAUCAUCUCAAGGCUUGCAUGAUGUACCUUAGCAUUUUCCCAGAGGAUUAUGUGAUCGUCAAGGAAAGAUUGUUGAUGAGAUGGAUCGCGGAAGGAUUGGUUGCUAAAAAGCGGGGGUUGACAUUGAUGGAGGUUGCAGAAGCAUACUUCAAUGAGCUCGUGAGUAGAAGCAUGAUUGAUCGGGCUGCCGACAUAGUAAACUACUAUGAUGGAAGGGAGGAGACGUGCCGGGUGCAUGACAUGAUGCUUGAGGUCAUGGUAGCAAAAUCCCUAGAAGCUAACUUUAUAAGCCUGAUAGGUGGGCACUAUGAAGGGAUGUCAUAUGAUAGGGUUCGCCGCCUCUCCAUCCAUGGCGGAGUAGAGCCAUCCAAGCAAUCAUCAUCUAAGAAAAUAGCAGCAAGGCAUGGUAGGAGGAAUGUCACCAAUAGGAUGGAUGUGCAGCAUGUUCGAUCACUAAGUAUAUUUGAGCUUGAAGGGCACACGCUGCUUAAUCAGCUAGGUGAGUUCACCCUGCUAAGGGUACUUGACCUGGAAGAUUGCAAGGGCAUAGGGAAAAAACAUAUGGCUCAUAUCUGCCGAAUGUACCUUCUAAAGUUUUUGAACUUGAGGGGUACAGAUAUUACUGUGUUGCCUCCAGAAGUUGGUGAGCUAGAGCACUUGCAAGUGCUCGAUGUACGCCGAACGUUCCUUACAGGUCUACCAGAAACAAUGACAGCGCUAGAGAAUCUUGAGAGCCUACAAUACUCCAAAAGGGAUGGAUACUGGACCUACCACUGGGAAGCUCCCAAGGGCCUAAGAAAAAUGAAGGCACUACGCAAGGUGAAUAAGAUGUCUGUCACAUCCAACAUUGAGGUUGCUAAGGAGAUUGGUGAGCUAGGGCUGUUGCAAGAGUUAACUAUCUUUGUUCCCUAUGGCAUUCCUCAGAAUGUCACAGAAGAGCUUAGCAUCUCCCUAAGCAGGCUAUACUCCCUCCGAUUCCUCAACAUUGAAAUUACUUAUCCUACUACUAAUGAUAGAAAGAAGGAGAAUUUCCUGCAUCACCUCAAGUCACCACCAAGGCUCCUCAGAUACCUGAGGAUGUGCGGUACCCUUGGUGAACGUACAUUGACAGACUGGGUCAGGUUACUGACUAAUCUUGUUGAGUUUGUGAUAGCUUGGGCAUACCUAAGUGGUGACACCCUAUUCGACGUCCUGUGUAAGUUGCCCAACCUGAAGAAACUAACCCUUGAGACAAACUUCUACGCCGAUAAAGAGAUAGUUGCAAAAACUACCCAAUAUUUUCCGAUGCUUUCCGAACUGAGAAUUUACAAUAAUCCUGGAGUUCCUGCAGUUUACCGAUUUGAGGAAGGAUCCAUGCCAAUGCUCGAGACCCUUGUGCUGAAAUUUUCAGUCCAUGGACAGAGCAGCAUCAUUGGAAUCGAGCAUUUGACCAACCUUAAAGAGGUGCAAUUUAGUGGUGAGAAACACAAAACGGAGGAUGAACUGGAGAAGCUAAAGGAAGAGAAUGCGAGGCGCAAGUGCAACGACUCCAAUCAGUUGACAGUCAAAGUGACAUACGAGUGAUCGCUCAUUGGUUGCGUUUGUUUUCUUAGUUGUUCAAGUAGAGCUCUUGAUUGAUGUUUCUUCAAUAUCAUUCGUGAUGUAGUUGUCAUAUAGUUGCUUCUAUCAUGUGAAGCUGGAGUAUGAUUGUAUGAAGCAGUUUAAUGUGAACGCUAUUAUUGAUUGUGAAUUGCUGCUAUAUUCGAUAA